Messenger RNA from Chironomus riparius, 1173 nucleotides. The record is from the annotation of a GenBank genome assembly. NCBI's taxonomy places the organism in Eukaryota, Metazoa, Arthropoda, Insecta, Diptera, Chironomidae.
AUGAAAGUGAAGGUAUUGAGUCGUAAUCCUGAUGAUUACAUCAGAGAUACAAAGACAGAGUUCCAUAAAGUGACAAGAAAUUAUAGUAAGGAGGUACAUCCAUUUGAGGAACAGAGAGAAUAUGUAAGAGCAUUAAAUGCAACGAAAAUAGAACGAAUGUUUGCUAAGCCAUUGAUUGGAGAUCUAAGUGGACAUAAAGAUGGUAUAUCCUGUAUUGCAAAACAUCCAACACAACUUUCGACAUUAGUUACUGGAUCUUUUGAUGGUGAUGUAUGUGUAUGGAACUUACCGACCAGAAAAUGUAUGAAGAGUCUUAAUGCACAUGAUGGAUUUGUUAGAGGAAUUGUAUUUUCAACGGACGGCGAUCGAUUCCUUAGUGUUGGUGAUGAUAAAGCUAUAAAAGUAUGGACAACAAAUACAUACGAUAUGGAUGAUGAGGAAGACGAUAAUGCUCCAAUUAAUACAAUUCUCUCAAAGACUGUCCUUACAUCAAUUACACAUCACAGACGAGACCCGAUAUUUGCUACUUGCGGUGAAAUGUGUCAGCUAUGGGAAGAGAGUAGAAAUGAGCCUUUAAAGUCACUUCAAUGGGGAUCAGACUCUAUUCAUCAUAUACAGUUCAAUUUAGUCGAAAAUAAUCUUCUUGCUGCAUGUACAUCAUCGAGAAGUAUAAUCCUUUAUGAUAGACGAGAAGGAAAGCCUCUUAGAAAAGUUGUAAUGUCAAUGAGACCUAAUUACUUGGCUUGGAAUCCGAUGGAAGCAUUCACAUUUACUGUGGCUAAUGAGGAUUACAAUUCCUAUACAUUCGACACAAGAAACCUGAAUCUUCCUAGAAAAAUUCACGAAAAUCAUGUAGCUGCUGUAACUUGCGUUGAUUAUGCUCCAACUGGAAAAGAGUUUGUGUCUGGUAGUUACGAUAAGACAAUAAGAAUUUAUGAUGUCGAGAAGACAAACUCGAGAGAAAUUUAUCAUACAAAGAGACAGCAACACAUUACAGCAGUAGCAUGGAGUUCAGAUAAUAAGUACAUUUACAGUGGAUCUGACGAAAUGAACAUCAGAAUCUGGAAGGCGAAUGCAUCAGAGAAGUUGGGACCGGUAAGUUCAAUGAUCUACAAUUAUUAUUUUAUUCAUGUCUUGAUAACAUAUCCUUUUUAUAUCCAUCAUAAUAGUUGA